Micropterus salmoides (largemouth bass) is the source of this 3637-nucleotide messenger RNA. RefSeq names its product very long-chain acyl-CoA synthetase-like. The record is from RefSeq and is a predicted model, not a curated record. The transcript is spliced from 10 exons. Gene Ontology annotation, molecular function: long-chain fatty acid transmembrane transporter activity; long-chain fatty acid-CoA ligase activity. The coding region runs from base 1518 to 3380 and encodes 620 amino acids. Lineage: Eukaryota; Metazoa; Chordata; Actinopteri; Centrarchiformes; Centrarchidae.
AUUUUUAAAUAUAAAGCAAUAGUACAUUUUAAAGUCAUGAGAGGAAACAUAUCCUCCAUAGAAACAUAGCUUUUCUAAAGGAGCGUGGUGCAUAACAUGUAGACAAAAUUAUUGUUGCAGGACUGCUGAAAAAUGGCACUCAGUGUUCAAUAGGAAAUGUAUGGUGCUGUGAGCUAGAACAAAAUGUUACUAUUAAAGUUGUCAUGUAAAAUUCUCCAGUUUUGAAAAUUUCGGUUGAAAGAUGCUAUUCAUGAAAAUACAAAAAGGAAAAAACCAAGUGGUUUUGGGAGAAAAUUAUUUUCCAGUGUGGUAUUAGUAUUCUUUCUUAAGGAAAGGAUCUAAAUACGUAAUCCAACACUGAAAAUAUUGUGUGCUGAAGUACUAACAUUUCUUUUAGGUAGAAUGAAGGAGCCCAAUCCAUGAAAAACAGCACUAAGUCAAAUGUACACAGAAGUAUGUGGAGAGGGAUGUCUAUAUAGUUUUUACCAUGUUUGCUUUUUUUGUUUAUUAUGGACUGACAUGGACAGUGUAUCUGUUUAGCCCCCCCUACAAACUACUGCAAGUACAACUUUUACUGUCAAAAUCUGUCAGUUCUAAUCAGUUAAAUGGCAGUUCAAAUGUCAUGUUUUCAUCGAUAUAUACAGGAAAAUAGUAAAUAUACAAACAGACCAGACAUAACAGACGCAACAGUUAUGACACAGUAAGUAAUUUCCCCCCAGGCCCCGCCAUCUGAAACCUUUGAAUCCAUCACCCUCAAAAUUGCUGUUGUUGUGUAAUUGUAGUAUAAUAUAUACCCUGUGUCUCAGCAAUCCUGGUGGAGGAAAUGGUGGUUUUAUUCUUUUAUGAUCAAUUUGCUGCUUAAGAUAAAAAAAGACGGAGAUUUACAGGAAGUUAAUCUUUGAUUUUAAAACUGUAAAAUUCAUCAAACUUGUUUUCACUGUUAUUGUCUUGGUUAAACAGUGCCACAAAGCAAUUCUUGUAGGCUGUAGGUCACACUGAUGUUUAUGCUAAUUAAGUGUAUUUUUCUCAGUAUCAUGUCUUAAUGAUGACAAAUUAUUUUUUUACUCUUUAUUAGUUGAUCUACAGUACUACAGAAAUAAGGACAGAACAAUGUUGAUAAAAAAGAUUUUGUGUCAUUGCUGCCAAAUUAUUAUUGGCAACAAUUUAAUCAUAACCUGGUUUAGGCAGCGUUCACUGCAAAUAGGGAGGCUGUUCUUGUUCUGACAAAAUAAUGAUACCACGAAAAUAAAACAAACAGUAAAGACAAACAGUAAAUGCUUUAAAUGUAUCCUUUCAUAGAAUUGUGAUCAUUGCCACUAUUGGCAACAGUUGGAGAAUUUGUUUCAACUCAGGAACAAAUUGGCCUUUGGGCUCUUUUGUUUUACUCGCCAGAGAAGAAAAUAGUUCAAAGUUCAAGGGGCGUAACUGAAUAAGAGUAUAUUCAGCUGUAAACUGCUGAAACUUGAACCUUUGAGGGCACUUGCAGCUGCAGGACUGACACAUAUCUCCUGAUUACAAUGUAUGAAUAUAUUUUAUACACCGCCCUUACAGGUUUGGCAAUUUUGCCAUUAUUGAUUUACUUGAGAAAUCCUUAUAUCCUGAAAGAUUUGAACUAUGCAAUUACUGCAAUUAAAAUUUCUAUGCGAGUAAACAAAUUCAAGAAGCAGAAACCCUUUUACAGUAUUUUGGAUUGUUUUCUGGACAAAGUCGCGAGGCAGCCGCAUAAGAAUUUUAUACUUUUCGAGGAAAGCUCCUAUACUUACUGCCAAGCUGACCACGAAAGCAACAGAGUGGCCAGAGCUCUCUCCACGCAUGCCCACCUGAAGGAGGGAGACACAGUGGCUCUCUUCCUGGGCAACGAACCGCAGUUUGUGUGGCUCUGGCUGGCACUGGCCAAGCUGGGAUGCAUAGCUUCUUUGCUGAACUACAACAUCAGAUCCAAAUCUUUGCUGCACUGCUUCUCCUGCUGUGAUGCCAAAGUCGUUGUCGCUGGUGCCGAAUUGCGAGGGGCUGUGGAGGAGGUGUUGCCCACCUUGAAGCAGCAGGGCAUCCGUGUGUUUAUCCUCAGUGAGGACUGUGAUGUGGAGGGCAUUGAAAGCCUCUGUGAUAAAAUCCGGCAGGCCUCAGACGAGCCUCUGUCACCUCGGCUGAGAGCCAACAUUAACAUUAAGAGUCCUGUGCUGUACAUCUACACCUCGGGAACCACAGGUCUUCCCAAGGCAGCUGUAAUUAACCACGAGAGGCUAUGGAUGUCAUCUUUUCUUCAGUCUAUUGCUGGCGUAUGCUCAGACGAUAUCAUCUACAUUUACCUGCCUCUUUACCACAGUGCUGGCUUUCUGAUGGGACUUUGCGGCGCCAUAGAAAAAGGCAUCACUGUUGUUUUAAGACGUAAAUUCUCUGCCACCCACUUCUGGAAUGACUGCAGAAAGUACAAUGUGACUGUUGUUCAGUAUAUAGGAGAAAUUAUGCGCUACCUCUGCAACACACCAAAGAAAGACAAUGACAGAGAUCAUAAAGUCCGACUGGCUUUGGGGAACGGGAUAAGGGCUGACACCUGGGCUGAUUUCCUGCAGCGAUUUGGAGACAUUCGUAUAUGUGAAUGCUACGGAGCCACUGAAGGAAAUAUUGGCUUUGUCAACUACAUUGGCAAAGUUGGAGCUAUUGGCAAAGAGCAUUUUCUCCAAAAAAUGGGAUGUCCAUAUGCACUGAUAAGAUACGACACAGAGAAAGAGGAGCCAGUCAAAGACUCCAGAGGAUUUUGUAUUGAAGUACCCAGAGGAGAGACUGGUUUGUUGGUGGCAAAGAUUGGAAAACUAACACCUUUCAGUGGCUACGCUAAGAACAAGCAGCAGACAGAGAAGAAAAAGCUGAGAGACGUGUUUGUGAAGGGAGACUUCUACUUUAACAGUGGCGACCUUCUAAAGAUAGACAACGAGGGAUUUAUCUACUUUCAAGACCGCAUUGGAGACACUUUCAGGUGGAAAGGAGAAAAUGUGGCAACCACAGAGGUGGCCGAUCAUUUGCUCAUGGUGGACUGCGUCGAGGAGGCUAAUGUCUAUGGUGUGAAGGUGCCAGGACAUGAGGGACGAGUUGGAAUGGCAGCACUGAAGCUAAAAGAAAACAUGGACUUUGACAGCAAAGCUACAUAUCAACACGUCAAAAACUACCUCCCCAGCUAUGCAAGGCCCCGUUUCAUUCGCAUACAGGAUGCACUGGUGGUAACUGGGACAUUUAAACAAAUGAAGAUGAAGUUGGCAGAGGAGGGCUUCAACCCUGCUGUCAUCAGGGACCCUUUGUUCUACCUGGAGGACAAUAAGGGCUACGUGCCCAUGACUCAGGAGAUAUUCAGCUCCGUCGCAGAGGGAAGAAUCAGGUUCUGAAUGAGAUCAACGUUUAUUACUGGAUUGUCAACCUCAAAUAGUAGAUUCGAUUUUUAUGUUUUAGGUGAUAUAGGAUGCUAAAUAAUUAAUUAAUAAUUAAUAAUUAAAAUAAUGCUAAAUGACCUGCACGUUGAGUGUUUAUGUACAGCGCAUUUCAUGAGGUACUUCAUCUUCUGUGGAGAAUAUUGUGUACUGAAAUAAUUCAAGGGAUGUCAUUUUGUUUCAAAUACAUUUUAAUAAAAAUAUAUUGAAAACAA